CUUCCUCCGGCGUGCGUGCGUGCAGGCAUCGGCAGCCGAGCGGCAUCGGCGACGAGAUCCUGCAGAGCGCGUCCGUCUCCUCGUCGCCGCCGCGCUCCGACCCCUUCGCCUCCGCGCCCCUCUCCCCGUCCCCCUCCCUGCCCCCAAACCCGCAGUCGUCUCGCCGCAAGUCCCGCUUCCACGACGCCUCCACCCCCGACUCCCCCCACCGCGGCACCGCCUCCACCUCGCCCACCUCCGACGCGCACUCCCGCCACCGUCGCCACGCCUCCGCAUCUUCCGCCGCCGCCGCCGCCGAAGGGUUCGACGACGGUGUCGCCCGCCUCAACUCCUUCCUCCGCCGUCAGCGUGCCGCCGUCGAUGACCUAGUCGCCGGGGACCGCCCCGCCUCGAGGUCCACCAAGCUCGUGCUCUCCGACGCCUCCAAAAGUGUGAGCUCGAUCGUGGCGGCGAUAUGCUACGCGUGGAUGCUGUCGAACAAGGGGGAUGGCCACGCGGCAGUGCCGGUGGUGAACGUGCGUCGGAGCAGGAUGGCGGGGUGCAGGCAGGCGGCUUGGCUCCUCUACCACGUCGGGGUCGACACCUCGGCGCUGCUCUUCGCCAACGAGGUUGAUAUGGAGGGACUAAUAAUGAAUCAGCGAGUUAGCUUGCUUGUGGUGGGGCAAGAUGUUCUGAAAUCAAAAGCUGAGGUGGGCUCCGUUUGCACAAUCCUGACCAAUACCUAUUGUGAAGAUGCCUAUAGCCUACUUCAGAGCUUGGACAUAAAGAAACUUCUGCUUGCAGGUAUCCUGUUAGAUACAAACAACCUUUCCAAGAAGUGCUCAAACAGAGAUUCAGAGGCAGUGCAACUGCUUUUGUUCGGUACCUCUGAGCAUAUGAGGCACGAAUUGUUUCAACAAUUGAUGCUUGAUCACAAUGAUCACUCUUUUGUUGAGUACCUGAUGAACACCUACAGAAAUUCAACUGUAGAUGGUAAUGAAGACAGCCCUCCAGAGAAAAAGCAUUCAAUUUCGGCAUCAGGAUCAUCCCAAGAUGCUAAAAAGUCCAAUCCAACUAACCAGAGGCCAGCACGUGGAAGUGGUGGAAAGGCUUCAGAUGAAGCUCCUCGUGGGAAAAACAAAUUUUUCUUGGCAAAAUGGUUUGGUUUUGGCCCAAAAUAACAUGCUCUCAUUUCUAUUAGUUCGAUUGGUUUAACUGCUAUGUCAUAAAUUUGAGAAGUAUCACUGUGUUGAGGAAGUACCAUAUUAAAAAACGCCCCCCCCCCUCCGGCAAUGUGUUCGUGUGAGCAGCAUAUUGUAUUCUGUUUUUUGUAACUAUUUAAACAGGCCAUUUCGUUACAUAAUUUACUUUCUCAUUCUUAUAUAUUUUAUCACCUGUUGUCGAAGCACUUCCCGUGCUCUAUUUUAGGCUGGAGUUCUGGGAAAACCUAUGUUGCUUUUGAUGAGAGACACUAACAUAACAAUAGGCUUUUCUUGGCAUAGAUUCUGGUUAUUCCUAAAUUAAAACCUGGUUAUCAACUAAUGGGAAAAACAACGAGCAUUAAAAAAGUAUCAGCAUUAGAAAACCAUUUUAUUACUCUACCUUGUCAUUCUAGGUGCUGCCUUUUCUUCCUGAACCCUAUAUGACACAUAUUAAUGGUAAAAAUGCACUAUAAGGCCCCAAGCUAUUUCAAUUAGU
This is a messenger RNA of Phragmites australis (common reed), 1677 nucleotides long. RefSeq lists its product as uncharacterized. Lineage: Eukaryota; Viridiplantae; Streptophyta; Magnoliopsida; Poales; Poaceae. Gene Ontology annotation, molecular function: exopolyphosphatase activity. Bases 468 to 1160 code for a protein of 230 amino acids. The transcript has 8 exons. Gene Ontology annotation, cellular component: cytoplasm. The record is from RefSeq and is a predicted model, not a curated record.